Nerophis lumbriciformis (worm pipefish) is the source of this 3162-nucleotide messenger RNA. It is a transcript of the gene slc5a11, whose product is annotated as solute carrier family 5 member 11. Gene Ontology annotation, molecular function: D-glucose:sodium symporter activity. Gene Ontology annotation, biological process: transmembrane transport. Gene Ontology annotation, cellular component: plasma membrane. The record is from RefSeq and is a predicted model, not a curated record. NCBI's taxonomy places the organism in Eukaryota, Metazoa, Chordata, Actinopteri, Syngnathiformes, Syngnathidae.
UUCAGUUUGUCCUUGCCCUGAUGUGGGACCUGAACCGAGGAUGUUGUUGUGGCUUGUGCAGCCCUUUGAGACACUUGUGAUUUAGAGCUAUAUAAGUAAACACUGUUAAUCUCUAAAUACCAGAAUGCAUUUUUGUCAAAUUUGACUCACUCUUUUAAAAAUAUUUCUUUAGUCUUGUAAAUUCUGACAUUAUCCUCGUGAAAUAAAGUCCCUGCUUGUGUACUUGGUUCUCAUGAAAGAGGGCACGGGUUCACCAUUUGUCAGUAACAUGGUGAUCCAGUGUGGAAAUUAAACCAAAAGCAUUCAUGCGAUUAACUUGCUGUGGUGAAGAAGAAAAAAAAAAAGGCACAUUUUUCUUUGAAUAUUCUUUAGUUUCAUUUCAUUUCCGUCUCUAAUACUCCAAAAAUGCUCUUAAUUCUUUAAAACAAUGAUGUAAUAAUAACAACAAACAAUGCUUUUCUCAUGACCUACAAUUUUGUAUUGUCUUUACCGGUGCAAGCACUUAUAAAGUCCAUGUUUGUGUGCACAAUAAUAUACGCCAUGUGAGACAUGAACAUGCACAUGUUUAUUAUGCCUGUGACGUGGCUGCCAAAAACCUUGCAGCGCUAUCUUUAACGACACCUGUAGCCAUCAUUUCGAGCAAUAAAUCCUUUACAUUUUAACCAAGACUCCGUGUUGCGCUUGUGGGAAAGUGGAGUUUGAUCUCGUGCAGAGCAGUUGAAGAUUCAAGGCGAGAGUCGUCAUCCCGUUGUUUCUUGGCCACUCUUUGUUGGGACGCUUUUAAAGUGCAAGUCUGCUGACAACCUUCAGAGAGAUGAUGUUUGAGCAUGCAGUGAUGGUGACCCCCCAGGGAGGAAGUAGUGAGUCCACCACAGAUUCUCCAGCCGGAGGAGGAUCCACAGCCAACUUUGAGGCCGUGGACAUUGUGGUUCUGGUGCUCUACUUUGUGCUGGUGCUGGCCGUGGGCUUCUGGUCCAUGUGGAGGACCAAGCGGAGCACGGUAGAUGGCUACUUCCUGGCAGGGAAGAGCAUGACAUGGUGGCCGGUGGGGGCCUCACUGUUCGCCAGUAACAUCGGCAGCGGACACUUGAUCGGCCUGGCCGGGUCAGGAGCCGCAGCAGGAAUCGGAGCGAUAGCGUAUGAGUGGAAUGGCUUGUUUAUGGUGCUGCUGCUGGGUUGGAUCUUCCUGCCCAUCUAUCUGGCGUCUGGGGUGACGACCAUGCCCGAGUACCUGCAGAGACGCUUCGGCGGGAGAAGAACACAAUUGUUUAUAGCAGUCUUGUCUUUGUUUAUUUACAUCUUCACCAAGAUAUCGGUGGACAUGUAUGCUGGAGCUUUGUUCAUCCAGCUGGCUCUGCAGUGGAACAUCUACCUGGCUGUGGUGCUCCUCCUGUCAGUCACUGCUCUCUACACUGUCGCAGGUGGUCUGGCUACAGUCAUCUACACCGACGCUGCCCAGACCGUCAUCAUGCUGACAGGAGCACUGAUCCUCAUGGUCUACAGUUUUGUUGAGGUGGGAGGUUGGAACGCUCUGAUGACAGAUUACCCCAAAGCCAUCCCGUCGGAGCGCGUGCCCAACUCCACGUGUGGCGUCCCUCGAGAGGACGCGUUCCACAUAUUUAGAGACCCCGUGACCUCUGACCUCCCGUGGCCUGGCGUCAUCGUGGGGAUGUCCAUUCCUUCCAUGUGGUACUGGUGCUCAGAUCAGGUGAUCGUGCAGCGUUCUCUGGCCGCCAAGACGCUGACUCAUGCAAAAGGUGGCUCGCUGCUGGCAGCUUACCUCAAGCUUUUGCCUUUCUUCGCCAUCAUGUUGCCCGGGAUGAUCAGCAGGAUACUUUACACAGAUGAUGUGGCGUGUGCAGAUCCUACGUUGUGUACCCAGAUCUGCGGUAACCCAGUAGGAUGCACGGACACAGCCUAUGUCAGACUGGUCAUGGAGUUGCUCCCUGCAGGCCUGCGAGGUCUGAUGAUGGCGGUGAUGAUCGCCGCCCUGGUCUCCUCACUCACCUCCAUCUUCAACAGCGCCAGCACCAUCUUCACCAUGGACCUGUGGAAGACCUUCCGCUCCAGCGCCUCCGAGUGGGAGCUGAUGAUCGUGGGCAGAGUGUUUGUGCUGGUGCUGGUGGUGGCGUCCAUACUGUGGAUUCCUGUGGUCCAAGCCAGUCAGGGCGGGCAGCUCUUCAUCUACAUCCAGGCCAUCAGCACCAACCUGCAGCCGCCCGUCUCCAUCGUCUUCCUCAUGGGAUGCUUCUGGAAGAGGACUAAUGAGAAGGGUGCAUUCUGGGGCCUGGUGGUGGGCCUGCUGGUGGGCUGCAUGCGCAUGCUGCUGGACUUCAUCUACCCGGCCCCCCUCUGCUUCGAGCGCGACAACAGGCCCGCCGUGAUCAAAGACGUCCAUUACCUGUACUUCUCCAUAGUUCUGUCCCUCAUCACGCUGGUGGUGGUGGUGGGAGUCAGUCUGGCCACAGAGGAGCCCACAGCAGAGCAGAUUAAUGGUCUGACUUGGUUCACACGAUUUGUCCACGUGGAGCGCAAAGAGCUCAACUUGGAGUUGGUCACGCCUCAGACGGACGAGGUAGCAGGAAGACCAGACGAGAGCAGCUCAACAACGCCCAGCGGGAGACGUCCAUCCAGGCUGGUGUCUGCCCUCUACUGGCUGUGUGGCAUGGACACCAGAACAAAGGAAGGACGGAAGAUGCCGGAGAUUCCUGCAGAACCUGAACGCAACAAACUGGAAGAAAAUCCUUCUCUGCAGCAUCUGGUGAACGUAAACCUGAUCAUCUGUCUCUCUGUGGCUGCUUUUGUCAUCGGCUACUGGGCCUGAGGACUCUUCUGGAAGGAAAGAGGAGCCUUUUGGACUUCAAGGUUGUGUAGCCUUUUCAACUCAUCUUCUAUGACAGCGCCUUCUUGUCGUUAAAUCUGUUUUUUUUUAAAUCAUUUUUACUCAGAAUUAUUUCUGGUAUAAAGAUCUGCCAAAUUUGGCGUUUUUCUCUCUCUAAAUGUGUCUAAUACGGGUGAGAUGUUUUAAAUUUGUAUAUUUUUAUUCAGAAUGUAUAUAAGGAUUCAUUUCAGUAAUGUAAUAAGUUAUUCAUUAUACAUUGAAAUAUUUAUCAAUAAUAAUAAUAAACAAUUAUGAUGGAUGUUUGUAUAAAAUAAUUCUUU